Messenger RNA from Amborella trichopoda, 7159 nucleotides. The record is from RefSeq and is a predicted model, not a curated record. Lineage: Eukaryota; Viridiplantae; Streptophyta; Magnoliopsida; Amborellales; Amborellaceae.
AUUUGCUCUGUCUACAGAUUCUCAGACUCUUGCUGCGUCUGUAGCUGGUCAAGUUUACCUGUAUUCUGUAACUUCACUUCUUAACAAGAUUAACAGAUGGAAAAGAGUGAUGUUUCAAUAGCUAUGAGAGUAUGAAGUCUUGUGGAGCAAGCAUAAGGAGACAUUCGGCCGGGAAAGCCAUUACCAAAGCUUCAUUAUCUCCCCUUGAAACUGGAGAAACGCUUCUUUCACAUUCUCUCAGAGGUUCCACUAAUUAUUGCCAUGAGUUUUGCAAAUAUGGCCAAAACCAUGCCUUUUGAAUCCAAAGGAAAACAGCCCAUCUCUCUUCUUCUCACCAGAAAACCAGAGUCCCCUGUCCAAGUCCAAAGCCGUAUUGUCAAUUCAAGCUCCAAUGAGUGGAAGAAAAGGAAGCUACCCAUCAAGAUUGAGAUUACAUCGUCUGGUGAAAUAAACUCUAUUUUCUCCAUACCCAAGCCAUCUCUAUCUACCAAACCCAAGCCUUCUCUAUCCCCUAAACCCAAGCCUUUUCUCUCCAUCAAACCCAAAUUCAAUGUGAAAUUAAACCCCAUGUUGAUUAAAAUCCCAUCAUUGAAAGUUUCAUGGACUUCAGCGAAUAGACUCAGUGAGAAUAAGAAAGUUAAGAGCAGUGAGACUAAGACAAUUCAGAGCAAAGGCUCAUCGAACUGUUGAAGACAAGAAAAAACCCAAAGUAGUGACUCCCCUUUCACCUUCUACCAAUGGAAUCAUGAGAGAGAAGCAGCAACUUAAACCAGUGACCCAACCUCACCUUCCAAGCCUGUUGGUAAUGGAGUUAUUUCAGAGAAGGUAAAACCGAAACCUGCAAACUCUUUAUCUUCUCCUUCCACUGGCAAUCGAGUUAUUUCAGAAAAGCAAAAUCCCAAAACCUGUAAGCUCUUUAUCUUCACCAUCCUCAAGUAAUGGAGUUACAGGUCUUCGUAAUGGAAUUAUUAAAUAGAAGAAAAAACCCGAACCUGUAAACUCUUUAUCUUCGCCAACCUCUGGCAGUGGAGUUAUAGGUCCUCUUAAUGCAGUGAUUAUGGAAAAGAGAAAAUCCGUGCCUCUAACCUCUUUGCGUUCUUCAGCUAAUGGCAUUGGAGGCUUGACAGUAACAUGGAAACUUCUCCUUUGAUAAAACCUCAAUUGAGAGAAGCAAAACCAUAGUUGCCAAAGAUCCCACUACUCAAACAGUGGAAGAAGUCGCCAAAAUUAGCAGGAACCGCCAAAUUAGCGGUUUGCUUGACAAGAAGAAGAAGAGGCCACUGAUAAUCGCAGUGAAGAGCUUUGACACAGACAACAGUGUGAGAGAGAUAUUAGGGUUUAGAGGGUCUCCGUCGAGUGACAGAGAGAGGGUCUAUGAUUAGAUAGAGAAAAAGGGUUUUAGUUGAAUGAUAGGAAAAGGGCUGUUGGACGGGAGAGGGAGAGUGAAAAAAGAUGGUUAUGAGUGGAUGAGAGACGAAAUAAUUUUAACGCUAGAAUUGAAUCCCGCAAAAUUCAAUUACAACUUGAAUUUUUGGGGAUUUAGAUAUAGGGAGGUUAUCUGAAUAUAAGAAGAUAUAGUUUGGUCAUCUGAAACAGGGCAUUUAACUUGUAUAAUUCUAAUUAUAAUGGAUGCUAUAUUAUCCUGAAAUAUUAGGAUAUUCGGGUGUUGUCAAACAGUCCCCGAACUAUCAUCUUUUGUUCUAAUUGAUGUUUCUUCACCUAUAACCAGAAUGCUAUAUUUCUUUUGUCAUUUAUUUCUACUUUUUUUUUUCUGGUUUUUCUUGCACAUGCUUCUUACUUGUUUGUUCUUUUGUUUGAUUUGCUGAUUUGGAGGAGGAAAAACCAUUCUUUUCAUGGUCACUGGGUGAAUCUAGCCAUGUGAAGGACUUCAAAUGGAAAAAAAACAAAGACAGCGAAUUUAUUGUUCUUUCAAGCAAUGGUUUGCUGUCCCUUGGAGCAGUGAAUGGUCCUAUCAAGGACAUGAAAGAUGACGUUGAUGCUGUGGAUUGGAGCGUGCAUGGAAAAUUCAUUGUUCUAGCAAGAAAGAGUACAUUAAGCAUUGUAUCAGUGGAGUUUGAGGAGAAGUUCCAUAUAUCACUCCCUUUUCAAUCAUGGAAUGAUGAUGAAGACAGUACCAUGACAGUGGAUUCUAUCAAAUGGGUGCGCCAUGACAGUAUCGUUAUUGGAUGCAUUCAGUUGACUAAAGAUGGAAAGGAGGAUUGUUAUUCAGUUCAUGUCAUCACUAGCAAUGGCUGUAAAAUAACAGAGGCAUCCUCAAGUAUGGUAGCUCUGUCCUUCAGUGAAUUUUUCCUUGCUGUGAAUGAGUCGAUUUUACCAAAUGGACAUGGGCCAUACUUGUUUGCAAACUAUUUGGACAUAUGGGGGCUUGUUGUUGCUUCCAAUAGGAAGACGGCAGAUGAACAUCUUGUUCUCCUGGGAUGGUUUUUUGAUGGAAAGAAGAGGGAAGCAACAGCCAUUGAAAUCAUACAAGACAAAUGGAGGCCUAGGAUUGAGCUGCAAGAAAAUGGAGAUGAUAAUUUGGUGGUGGGAUUUGGUGUGGAUAAGACUUCAACAGAUGGCAUAUUUGAAAUCAAACUUGCGGAUGGAGAAUUAAAAGAAAUUUCACCAUAUCAUAUUCUGGUCGUUGUAACUAUUGACGGGCAUAUUGAUUUGUUUCGUAUUGCCAGUAUUUCUGCACCACCAGCUUUGCCUGAGGUGCACUCUGAGCUGCCUGAUAGUGUGCGGGAUGCAGGAGCACGCACUUCAACAAUUUCAGAUGUUGGACAUGAAUUAUCUAAAACUGCAUCCAUUUCUUCCAUUCUUGAUACCCAGGAUGAUUCCAUGACUUCACAGGUUGAGGGAGUGCUUGGUGGAGCUGAAGAAUCAGUGAAGAAAUAUGCUGCUGGAGAGUCUGAGCCAAACGAGAAUUUGAGUUCCCCAUUUGUGUCAUAUCAAUCAUCAAAUAAAGCAACAACGAUGACCUCAAUUACUUCUGACUAUGCAAGUCCAUUUACCUUUAACAAUGUAGAAUUGAGAAAUCAGGGGAUUUUGACAUCGGAAGGCCGUGAUAAACAAAGGUUUAGUACUACUGCAAGUCAAAAUCAAGGCACUGCUGGUAACAAUGCAGAUACUCUUAGUGGAGAGAAACCAAUAUCAGGAAUGUUUGAUAUACAAUCACCUCUAGUGCAAAGCUCUGCUCCUGGACUGAAAGAUUCUCCCAAUAUAGGUACUACAAAAUCUGUUUUGGAUACUACUGAUAUUGAAGUGAGGAAUAGCUCUAUGAUUAGAAGCAUCGCUGUUAACACAGCUGCUAUUAUGAAAUCACAUUCUCUAGGUUUACCCAAAAGAGAUGACUCGGCGAAGAUUUCUGUGGACAAAACUAGAUCCAUUGGCUUUCCAACAGUUGCAUCUGAACCCCAGUCUGGUGGAAACUUCUUUGGUUUUAAAAAUUUUACUGGCCCAUCUUCAUUGUCAUCUUUGGCUUCUAAGGGAGACCGCCUCAUUUCUAGUCAUCAAGGAAAUGAGAAAAAUAUUCUUUCAAGUUCACGACAGGAGGUUUCUUUGCCUAGGAUGUCUGGCAAUUAUAAUGAAGAAUUCAAGAACAUUGGUAGAGGUCACCAGCCUCCCGGGACUGUGGACUCUGUGGACUUCAUGAAGGAAUUUGACAAUAUAAAGCAUAUUGGAACACAACUGGAUAAGCUUUUAUCUAUCAUCAAUGAAGAAGGUGGCCCUGGUGAAGCUGUUACUGUCUUCCGUAAAAGUUCUAUUAAAGCAUUGGAAGAAAAAUCGCAGAACCUGUUGAGAAGUUGCAGAGUUUGCAAGAGCACAAUUGAGAAAAGGCAUGAAGAAAUGCAAUCUCUUUGGGAUAAAACUCUGCAAGUUGUUGCUUGGAGACUGCAUACGGAAAGCAUUGUUAAGCAAGCUGCUGAUGACCAGUAUUGGAAGUCGUGGAACUGCCAGAAUUUGAGCCCUGAAUUUGAGCUGAAGAGACAGAAAAUAAUGAAAGCGAGUCAGAAUUUGAGGUGUCAGUUUAUAGAACUGGAAAAACAUUUCAAUGCUCUUGAGCUCGAUAAAUUUGGUGAAAAUGGUGGUGCUCUCAAGGGACGAACAGCAUUUCAAAGGAGUGUGCAACCAUCAAGACAAAUCCAAUCCUUGCAUAGUUUAUACAACACAAUGAAUUCGCAAUUAACUGUAGCUGAGCGGCUUGCAGAUAUCCUCUCGGACCAAAUGUCUGCAUUAAAUAUUGAGGCUCCAUCUGUAAAGAGACGGAAUGCAGCAAAGGAGUUGUUUGAAUCCAUUGGUCUCAUUGGUGGUAGUGACCUUUUUAAAUCCCCAGAAGUAAAAGAGUCUGAACAUUCUUCUUAUGCAAGCAAGAAAUUUUCUUCAUCUUCAUUCAGCUCAACAAAAGAGAGCCCUCCAAGAAAGUUGUCAAGUGCUCAACUAUUUGAGCCAGAGACUGCAAGGAGAAGGAGAAACUCAAUGGACAAGAGUUGGAUCAAUGUGGAGCCUCCCAAAACCACAAUAAAAAGGACUCCACGAGAGGAACCUUCUUCAGAUAAAUUAUCACUUGAAAAGCUUCCAAAUUUGCGAAACAGAAUUGGCUUCUCACCAGCUCGCCAGAAGGAGUUUACACCACCUGCUCGCCCAUUAUUUCCUUCAUCUCCUGACAAAGAGAUUCAGGAGAUGUCACCUGUCCAUGCGAUUGGCUCGGAGACACCUGGAUCCUCACCCUCAUUUUUCAAAUGGUCAAAACAAACUUCUGAACCAUUGCAAAUAGCACGAUUGAUAUCUCCAAAAACCCAAGGUUUGCCAGAAACCAUUCCUCAAGCAUCGACACCAUCAUCAAGCUCUACUGGCGCCCAAGCUGUAUCUGCACCAGGUUUCUCUGAUGGAAAAAACAUUUCUAUCACGCACAAGGAGCAUACGGGUUUUUCCAGUAGCCAAGCUAUAAUGGAUACCAAGACACAGUCCAUUACCCAACCCAAAGGUGCCAGUCCCAUCAAGCAACUGUUUCCAUUUAACACGGCCAUAUCUUCCACAAGUGAGCCGAUGAGAAACACAAUGCAUGCAAAGGAUCAAGCAAAAGGGUUUUUACCCCGUAUGAGUAUUGAAACAACUGUUACUCCAAAGUUAAUGCCAGCAAGUGCAAAGCAUGAAGCAGCUGAACCUGAGAAAAUACCUACUGUGCCCAUGAAAAACACGUUCGAGCAAAAGGAUCAAACGCUAACGGACAGCACCAAGCAUAAACCUGUAAAACUUGAGGAUUUCCAUGUUUUACCAGAAAAGAGUUGGACUUCACCAAUCUCUCCACCAAGAAAUGCUUCUUUUGCUGAUGAUCCAUCUAAAAAGCCAUUUCAGUUGGACAUUUCAUUUAACAAGGCCGAGUCUGUGGGAAAACCAAUUUCACCACCUGUAUCAGUGUCAUCUGAUUCUUCACUUUCUCCACCUGUCUUAGCAUCAAUUCCACCUUUCUCGGUUUCUCCUGUUGUUUCCCUGGCACCACUGUCGUCGCCUCUCUCUUUUAAACAUCUUCAAACAACAGAUAAUCCACUAAUCACUUCUGGCUUGACUGGAGCUAGUACUUCUCAACCUUCUCUAGAUCUAAAUAGGCCCCUUUUUUCUGAUGCAUCAAUGUCUAUGACAAAACCCAGUGCAGAGACUACUACCCAAACUGGUUCAACCUCAUCACUUUUUGGGGCUUCUUCCACAUCAUCCCUUAUUCAGAUAUCACUGUCACAGAACUGUCCUUCGACUACUGUCCCCCCAAAUCUAGGUUUUGUUGCUAGCUCAGGGCCCGGACUCAUAUCAUCACCCUCAUCAACAAAUGGGUUUUCAAACACAAUUACAAGUACAUUAGUAAAUCUAUCAAGUCCAGCACCUAUUGUCCCUGCAGUUUCCCCAACCCCCAAUAUGGCCCAACCAAUACCCACCAAUGCAAUUCAACCAUUAGCUGACAUGAAGAAUGAGACUUUGGAUGCUACCAUCCUUGAGGAGGAUGGGAUGGAGGAGGAGGCUCCAGACCCAACAAAUGACAUGAGCUUGGGAUCAUUUGGUGUUUUUGGGCUUGGCUCAUCUUCCCCGACUGCCUCGAAACCCAACAGCCCAUUUGGCACCCCAUUUGGCCCUUCAACUCAAACAAGCACUUCAUUUUCUCUCUCUAUCCCUUCCGGGCAGCUAUUCAGGCCUGCGUCUUUUACCCCACCCUCAAUUCAACCCACCCAACCAGACCCAAGCGUGUUUUCUUCUCCAUCAAAAAGUGGGGCACCUCCAACUAUGAGCGCCUUUGGCCGACCUUCACAGAUAGGUUUGGGUGUGAGUGCCUUUGGGCAGCCUGCACAGAUAGGUUCAGGUGCAAGUCCAUUUGGCCAACCGUCACUGGUUGGGGGGGGUACGAGUGGCUUUGGCCAGCCAGCACAAAUACGGGGAGGACCACAAGUUCUUGGAUCAGCUCUUGGAGCUUUUGGACAGUCGAGGCAGCUUGGUAGUAGCUUACCAGGAGCAGGAUUUGCUUCUUCUUCUUCUGGGUCAGCGAGUAGUGUUGGUGGAUUUGCGGCCAUGGCGACGGCUGGUGAUGGGUUUGGAGCAAUGGCCUCGGGUGGUGGGGGUUUUGCGGCUGCUGCAGCGAAUACUGGAGGUGGGUUUCAAGCUUUUAGCAACAAGCAAGGAGGAAGCAUGGGUGGUUUCUCUAGCUUUGCAACCAGCAAUGCUAGCCAUAGCACUGGGAAUGCACCAACCAAUAUUUUUACCCAGAUUAGGAAAUAGUCUUGCCAUAAAUUAUGCCUCUUAGUGCCGUGGUAGAUUGUAGAGAAGAAAGUAAGCGUGUGGAUCGAUGCAUAGUAAUGGGAAUUAAUCCAGAUUGUCUUGCCAUUGACUACGCUUUACAUAUCCUUCUUGAUGUGGCGUUUUUGCUGCAUGUGUUCUUUAACACAGUUGAACAAACUUUUUUUUUUCCUUCCCUUUUUUUUCAUUUUGUUGUCUAGUAGAUAAUGAUCUUUGGCUUGUGGCGAUCCACCACUUCAGAAAUUUCGGAUCUUUUUUUCUUUUCUUUUUUCUUUUGUUGAAAUCUCAUAAUAAAUGAACUUUAAUGUCACAUCACGGGUAAAUAUCCUAUUCAUUUUAAUGCUGUACAGAUAUAUCAUGUUUAAAAGGCCAGAUUUUU